AAAAUCCCACGCGCCAUUUUAGAGUUUCAUUUUGGUGACCUGCGGCUGCGUGAGCGCGAUGGCGCUCCAUUGCUUCGCUGCGCUAGCAGUGAGCCUUCUAGGAUUGGGAUUCCAUGGAUCCUUAGGUCUUGGCUCUGGAGACUCGCAGCUUCGACUCGGAGCUGGUGGUGGCGGCUUCGGAGGAGGAGGCUUCGGAGGAGGCAUCAAUGCUGAAGGCGGAAGCUUCGGUGGCAUUGGAGGAAGCAUGAAUGCUCGCGCCGGUAGCCAAGGUCGAAUCAAUGGCAUUGGAGGCGGCUUUGGUGGAGCAAGACUCCAACCGGAAGGGUUGGGGGAAGUCUUCGUGCCAGGAACGUCUUUCCCUGGAGGCAUAUCUGAGGGCUCAAUAGGAGGCUCGGGCACCGGUGGUCUUACCGGGGCCGGGAGCUUUGCUGGGGCCCCACAAUUUCGAGGGCGCGUGGGUGGCUCAGGAGGAGGCCUGUCAGUGGGAGUGGGCUCCGGCGCACUCGGGGGAAUCACGGGAGGUUUGGGCGGCUCCGGAGGUGUAAACCCGAAUCUGCGCGGAGGAAUGUCGGGAGGUGCGGGAGGUACCGGCGGCUUAGCUGGAGGAAUGAAUGUGGGGCAGUUACCGGGGCUUUCGGGAGGCCGCGUUGAGGAGGAAGAAGACAAUAGCGAAGAAAGCAACGAAGGACCGCUAACUCUUGGUGAAAGAUUGGCCCAAAGGCGAGAGGAGCGUCGGAGGCGGCGACUGCAGCGUCGUUUAGAGCGCGAACGGCGAAGACGAGAAAGAUGGGGCUUGGCAGGUGCUGCCGCUGGAGCUGGUGCAGGUGCAAACGCUGGCGCAGUAGGAGGUGCCGCUGCCGGCGCUGGAGGGGGAGUUGGGUUGGGCGGUCGCGCGCGGACAAGAGGUCGCGGCAAACUACGAGGACGUCUCCGCGGUGGCCUCAACAUCGGCCUUAACAUUAGAGCUGAUGCAGGCGCAAGUGCAGAAGCGGAAACCGCAGCUGAAUUAGGAGCAAACGCACAGGCACAGGCUCAAGCCGCUGCCCUAGGUCGCGCCGGAGGCGGUGCAGGUUUAGGGGCUGGCACAGUCGCUGGAGCUUACGGCUACCUUUAGGUGCCGCUUUCUAGUGGCAUGAAAGGACUACAGGUAAACCGGUUAAGUAUAAGUAACUCACGCACUGGAGCUGCAUUUAAAAGAAAUGCAUACCGAGGUUUUACAGAGAUAUGGUUCAGUCUCCCGGUGGCGAGUCGAUCGCCAGGGAAAAAUGGAAGAAUAUAGUAAAAUUUUGUAUGUCGGUUGGUCUCUAUGAGCAAGCGCAUUAAAAAGGAUUACUUAUUCUUCAAGGAAGCCAAGAGCAUUUAUCGCAACUUAUUAUACAACUUACAAGUGUCUCGACCCAGGAAGUCACCGGAUUCUGCCAAUAAAUAAAGUGAUGUAAAAGUGUUGAUCACUUACUACAGUUA
Molecule: messenger RNA, 1464 nt
Organism: Dermacentor andersoni
Lineage: Eukaryota; Metazoa; Arthropoda; Arachnida; Ixodida; Ixodidae
Source: RefSeq, a predicted model, not a curated record